Molecule: messenger RNA, 411 nt
Organism: Medioppia subpectinata
Lineage: Eukaryota; Metazoa; Arthropoda; Arachnida; Sarcoptiformes; Oppiidae
Source: the annotation of a GenBank genome assembly
AUGUGCCCAUUGCCCUUGUUUAAAAACUUGUUGAGUCAACAGACGAUCUUAGUCAAAAACAACAAUAUAUAUGUGACUGAAUUACAGCGACUAUUGACUGGCCGUCAAUAUAUGGACAAACAUAUCGCACAAUACGUGCAGAGCGUUGAACACAUGCUUACUGUCAACACCGAUGCUAUACUCAACGGCAAUCACGCCGUAAACAACGCUGAAUGCUAUCACAAAUUUGUGGACACUUUUGACCAACAGUGUUUUAAUAUUAAUCAGAAUACUUAUGCGUUCGGAAAACUGCAAGUAUUUGUGAAUGUUUGCGAACAACUGCGCGAACCCAGCGAUGCGAACAUUGUUGUCGACCAUUUGGUACAAUACUGUAACGACAAUGUGUCCCAUAAUAACAUAUCUAUUAAAUAA